UCUUACUAUCUCUCUCUCUCUUGCAUCUUCUCUCUCUCUCUCUCUCUCUCUAAAUGGAAGCUCUCACCUUUAUGAAAUUCUGGCUAACCAACACCACCGUCAAUAAACCCCGCCGUGAAACCAGAAUCUCAGAAUCCGCCGUCGGAUCCUCCGCCGCACUAGAAGAUUCCCAAGUUGAUCUCUGCGAGGGAGAUGAUUCCUUCUUCGAGCUCGAGAUCUCUCUCUCCGACUUCUCCUUACAUAAAAACAAAACCCCUGAAGAAAAACACACGACGUUCUCUGUCUCUAAAAGCAAAGUCAUCCCUUUCGUCGAACCCACUUCAAAACCUCAAUCUCCGACAACUCCACUAAACUCCGGUCGAAAGUUUCGUGCUUUCUCCUUUAAGAAGAAAGAAAACAACAGAAGCCUCAACGUAAUGUUCAAAACCGAAGACGAAACAACAACAAGAAGCUUAAGAAAAACGACGACCACUGCGAAGUCACAGCUCAAACCCGACACGAUGUUCUUCGAGGACUCUGUUUCCUCUGUUUCUUCAUCAAAGAGAUUCUUUGACCUCAUAAAGCCUCUAUACAACAAAACAACCAAGAAACAGAGCGUCAACAGUGUAUCCACAUCUCCUGCGUCUUCACCGGCGACGGCGAGGGAGAAACAGAGGAAUAAUAAACCGUCAGGGAUUCGAAGACAGCUUGGGAAGAGCCGGUCGGCGUCUGCGACUUUGUCUCCGGCGAAGAGAGUCGACGAGUCUUUACAGGUGCAACAAGAUGGGAUUCAAAGCGCCAUUCUCCACUGCAAGAAAUCGUUUCAAGGGUCAGAAUCUUAUAUGCUAUCGCGAUCUUGCAGUGAAUCUUACUCGCAAGAGAAACUCAGUACUUCGUCGUAUGAAGAUUCGUAUUUGUUUUCAAGAUUAUCAAGCGAAUCAAUGUCGGAGAAAUCAUUCGAUAGCCUGACUUCAAUCAAGGAACAGAGGGAGAAGAUUAGCGAUUAGUUUUUUUUUGUAUUAAGAUAUUUUAGUUCCCUUUGAAAAAUUAGUUUAAAAUGGCGAUGAAGAUGGGAAAAUAGAAAAAUCUUGUUGCAGGAUCAGUAAUGUUUCAGAUUAGUGAUGUGUCUCAUUUUUUUGCUUUAUGUAGUGACGGAUCAUUAUGUGAAUCCUGACACCUAGAAAA
Messenger RNA from Brassica oleracea var. oleracea, 1164 nucleotides. RefSeq names its product probable membrane-associated kinase regulator 5. The record is from RefSeq and is a predicted model, not a curated record. Gene Ontology annotation, cellular component: plasma membrane. The transcript is spliced from 2 exons. NCBI's taxonomy places the organism in Eukaryota, Viridiplantae, Streptophyta, Magnoliopsida, Brassicales, Brassicaceae. Bases 54 to 986 code for a protein of 310 amino acids.